UUCGAUUUCCUCAAGAUCAUGCGGUCCAACUCCGUUCCUGACUUACCUCCACAAGCUGAAGCGCAGCAACCCUACUACGUUCUCUCCAAAGACAUAUCCCUUAAUCCCUCUAACAAGACAUGGAUUCGGAUAUUUCGACCCCAGAUUUUGACACCAAUGGCCCCGCUCCCCAUCAUUAUCUAUUUCCACGGUGGCGGUUUCGUCAUUGCCAGCGCUGCAUCUGCUCUCUUCCACGUCGCAUGCGAGCACAUAGCCAGUCUUGUACCUGCCAUCGUCCUUUCGGUCGAGUACCGACUAGCUCCCGAGCACCCUCUCCCCGCCGCGUACGAUGAUGCGAUCGAGGCCGUCUGUUGGGUAAGAGACCAGGCCAUCUCCGAUCUCCACCGCGACACGUGGAUGGCCCCCGAUCUCGCUGAUUUCUCGCGUUGUUUUCUCACGGGCUCAAGCGCCGGCAGCAACAUCGUCUACCACGUGGCCCUGCGGGCGUUGGAUCUGGACCCUCCGUUCAAGAUUGCUGGAGCGAUCGUGAACCAGCCCUUCUUCGGUGGGGUUCAGAGGACGGAAUCGGAGCUGAGGAUGGCCCAGGAUCGGAUCCUGCCCCUCCAUUCCAACGACCUGAUGUGGCGCCUGUCCUUGCCGGCUGGGGCCGACAGGGACCACGAGUUCUGCAACCCGAUGACGCCCGGGUCCUACCACGAUCGGGUCGGGUCUCUGCCGCCGUGCUUGGUGAAGGGGUACGGCGGGGACCCGCUCGUGGACCGCCAGCGCGCGUUCGUCAAGAUGCUGGAAGAUCGUGGGGUCCGUGCGGUGGGCCAGUUCGAGGAGGAAGGGAGCCACGGCGUUGAGUUUUUUGAUCCAAAGAAGGCCCAGGACCUCUUUACGGACAUCAGGGAUUUCAUCUCGUCAGUCAGCAGUGGGCUGUGAGUGUCCCUGCUUGAGGUUUGGUUGCCUAAGCGCACCCCUCCGCACGUGCCAACCUGGCGCGCUUGUGAGGCAUCUGAACCGUUCAUGACAUGCGCCGGAUGUUGCAGAGGACGGUAGGCCUACUGCCACACUCCUGGAUCAUAACAACAGGAUAGUUCUACAAAGAUAAAGGGGAGCGGAUUAGGUGUUUCCCUUUCUGUGGGGCCCACCUUGAUGAUGUGUUGUAUAUCCACGCCGUCCAUCAGUUUCUGUAGCUCAUUUUAGACAUGGUCCUAAAACAUUACGAGCCGAUCCAAAUCUUAGGUGGACCACACCAGAGGAAAGAGUGGUGAUUGAGUGCCUCACCAUUAAAAAUUCCAGAAGGCCCAUCGUAGAGGUUUUCUUAAUGUUUAUUUUCCAUCCAACCUUUUGAUAAUGUCAAGCAGAUAUGGAUGAAAGGAAAAUACAAACAUCAGCUUGAUCCAAAACUUUUGUGACCCACACAAAGUUUUUAAUAGUCAUUCAUCGCUGUUACUAGUGGUGUGGACCACCUGAUAUUUUUACCUACUUAACGUUUGGAAUUGCGUCUGAAAAUGAGAUUUAAAAACAAAUGAACGGUGUGGAUAUACCACAAAUACAUCAAGGUAGGCCCACAUGGUAAGGAUAAUCUGCUCCCUAAGAUAAGAUGGCUAGCAGUCCACAUUCAGCAAUAAUGUUGUGUUCCCAAUCAUGUUGUAUUUGGAAUGACUUGGAAUUCAAAUCGCAAUUGCACGUGAAUUGAAAUCCUUGUAUGAAUUUAGUAUGUUGUAAUUCGAAUUGCAAUUGAAUUAAAAUUUUAUGUUGAUGAUUGUAUUGCA
This is a messenger RNA of Magnolia sinica, 1760 nucleotides long. Its product is annotated as probable carboxylesterase 8. NCBI's taxonomy places the organism in Eukaryota, Viridiplantae, Streptophyta, Magnoliopsida, Magnoliales, Magnoliaceae. Gene Ontology annotation, molecular function: hydrolase activity. The record is from RefSeq and is a predicted model, not a curated record. The coding region runs from base 19 to 924 and encodes 301 amino acids. The transcript has a single exon.